Molecule: messenger RNA, 1257 nt
Organism: Larimichthys crocea (large yellow croaker)
Lineage: Eukaryota; Metazoa; Chordata; Actinopteri; Sciaenidae
Product: microfibril-associated glycoprotein 4-like
Exons: 7
Coding region: 300-1022 (240 amino acids)
Biological process (GO): platelet aggregation; blood coagulation, common pathway; fibrinolysis
Cellular component (GO): fibrinogen complex
Molecular function (GO): extracellular matrix structural constituent; protein-macromolecule adaptor activity
Source: RefSeq, a predicted model, not a curated record
ACAUGGACAGUCUGCAGGACAGAGACUAAAGAAGUCAUGUGGAAAGGGUUCGACGAACUGCUGCACAAACACUAACCUCCACCUGUGCCACAGCCUGGCUUGUGAUUGGUCGGCCUGGUGUGACAUCACAGAGCCUUCUGUUGAUAAGAUGUGAGAUUGUGACAAAGUGAAGCAGAAGCAGCAGUUUGUCUCUGUUUCCUCUGAAGGUGCAGCCUCUUCACUUCAACCUGCAGGAUAUAAAUACAGCUCAUCAGAGAUCCAGACAGGCUGACAUCAGGAUUUUCAGCAGAACUCUGACAAUGAAGCUGCUCUCAGUCGUCCUCCUCGUCCUGGCUCCAGUGUUGACCAGCUGCACAAAGAUCGUCCGGCCAGUGGACUGCAGUGACAUCUACCAACAAGACAAGACCAGACCCAGCGGAGUGUACACCAUCUAUCCCAUCGGAUCCACGUCUGCUGUCCAGGUGUACUGUGACAUGCAGUCAGAAGGAGGACAGUGGACGGUGUUCCAGAGGAGGAUGGACGGCUCGGUGAACUUCUACAGACCCUGGGAUCAGUACAAGAUGGGCUUUGGUAUAGCUGCUGGAGAGUACUGGCUCGGUCUUGAGAACAUCCACCAACUGACCCGCCAGCGAAAGUACGAGCUGCUGGUCGACAUGGAGGACUUUGAUGGAAACAAAGUGUUUGCUCGUUACUCCUCGUUCUCUGUCGAAUCUGAAUGUGACGGAUAUGCACUGCAUGUCUCUGGAUUUAAAAAUGGAGGGGCGGGAGACUCCUUGACAUAUCACAACAAAAAGAAGUUCUCCACCUUCGACAAAGACCAGGACACCCAUUCAACUGACAACUGUGCCAGAAAAUACCUGGGGGGAUUCUGGUACCAAUCUUGUCACCAGGCAAACCCCAACGGGGUUUAUCUUUGGGGGGCUGAAAAAAAACACUCUGGUAUUGGAGUGAAUUGGUUACAUUAUAAGGGUCAUAACUACUCCCUGAAGAGCAUCAGCAUGAAGAUCCGUCCUGUGAAGUAGUUCUCCAGGUCAAACAUACAGCAGAAGAUCAGCUGAUGAUUUUUCUCUCUUUUCUUCAUCCUCUUUACAUGAAACAGACACAGAGUCUGAUAACAUGCCGACAACUUCAUUAACUUCCAACUCAACUUAUAGCAAAGCAAAAGACAAAAAAAAAACAUAAAAACAACAUAAAUAUUUCCAAGUUCAAUCAAAGUUUGAUUGUGUGUGAAAUAAUAAAAUCUGAGCAGAAAGCUGA